AUGACAUACGCUUCUCCGGUGUUCCUUCUCGUCCAGACCCUUGCAAUCUAUGCAACAUCUUGGGCUCUCUGGCGCGUCGUUCGGUCUCUCUUCAUUAGGUCGCCGUUCCAUGAAUUGCCUGGACCCCCUCGGGACUCUCUUAUAACUGGCAAUCUAUCCCAUGUCUACAGCCCAGAAGGCAUACCAUGGCAUUUCAACAUGUCCAAGAAAUAUGGGCGUGUAUUCAGAGUCCAUGGGUUGUUCGGAGCUGAGCAACUGUACGUCUCUGAUCCUAGGGCACUCCAUCACAUCGUAGUCAAGGAUCAAUCCGUCUACGAGGAAACGUCAAUGUUCACCGAGGGUAACCGACUCAUCUUUGGUGACGGCUUACUAUCGACUGGAGGUGAUGACCAUAAACGCCAGCGCAAACUCUUGAACCCGGCCUUCUCCGCGGCACACCUACGACAACUCGUCCCGAUUUUCUACCCAAUAACGUACCAGCUCCGAGAUGUCUUAGAUGGAUUAUUGCAAGAUGGCCCCCAAGAGAUUGAUAUGCUCAACUGGAUGUCCCGCACUGCACUAGAAUAUAUCGGCCAAGGCGGGCUGGGCUACUCUUUCGAUAGCUUCAAUCAAAAGAGCAUUAAUCCGUACAGUCAAGCCGUCAAGGACCUUUUCCCGGCUGUCUUCCAAUUUGCUGUGGUCCGCCAAUAUCUCCCUUACCUCGUCAAAAUAGGGACACCAAGCCUCAGAAGACAUCUUCUCGAACUGAUCCCGAGUGAUGCUCUUCAGCGAGUCAAGGAAAUCGUCGACACCAUGCACAAUACUUCGGUAAAUAUCUUUAAGCGCAAGAAGGCGGCACUUGAAGCGGGAGAGGAAGUGUCUUCCUUGGAAGUCGGGAAAGGAAAAGAUCUCAUGAGUUUACUGCUCAAGGCCAAUUCCGUCGCAGAUGAACGUGAUAGAUUGCCCGACAACGAGUUACUUGCGCAAAUGAACACGUUGAUCUUCGCCGCUCACGAUACCACGUCCAGUUCCUUAGCCCGAAUGUUGCAUAUUCUAGCGCUGCACCCUAAGGAGCAAGAGCGCGUUCGUGCCGAAGUCAUUGCCGCUAGGGCAAAUGUCAAUGGCGCCGACUUUAGCUAUGAUGAACUUAUGGCAUUGCCGUAUCUAGACGCCGUCGUCCGAGAAUCACUAAGACUGCAUGCGCCAUUUACCUUCAUAUCUCGCACAGCUCGAAAGGAGAUGAUAUUGCCGUUCUCCACGCCAAUCCCCGUCCAAGACCCCUCGCCCAAUGGGCGUACCCAUGUAACUUCGGUACAUGUCAAGCCUAACACAAACAUCAUUCUAGGCCUUGGCGCUGCCAACCGUGAUCCACAGAUAUGGGGAGAGGAUGCUGAUGAGUGGUUGCCGGAUCGAUGGCUAGAUCAACCUCCUGAGGAAGUUGCCAAGGAACGACUUCCAGGCAUUUACUCGGGCAUUAUGACAUUCAUGGGCGGCGGAAGAGCUUGCAUCGGUGCAAAAUUCUCCAUCGUCGAAAUCAAAAUCGUCCUUACUAUGCUCCUCGAGAAGUACAGAUUCGAGCUUCCUCGUGAUGAGAUUGUAUGGCGAAAUAACAGCAUGGCAACCCCAACGACUAGUCGACGACUACACGAUACUCCCCAUCUUCCCCUCAAAGUUUCAUACAUCUGA
Messenger RNA from Pleurotus ostreatus (oyster mushroom), 1665 nucleotides. RefSeq names its product cytochrome P450-dit2. The record is from RefSeq and is a predicted model, not a curated record. The transcript has 15 exons. The coding region runs from base 1 to 1665 and encodes 554 amino acids. Gene Ontology annotation, molecular function: heme binding; oxidoreductase activity, acting on paired donors, with incorporation or reduction of molecular oxygen; monooxygenase activity. Lineage: Eukaryota; Fungi; Basidiomycota; Agaricomycetes; Agaricales; Pleurotaceae.